CUCCCACCCGUCUUCUCGCCGCUCAUUACUACGCCGCUUUUACCGCUCUGCACUUCUUGGCUCCUUACCACAUCCAUCCUGCGUCUUUGCACACAAUGAGCGCCGCACCCGAACAGCACAAAGCCAUCAGCGCCCCCAUCCAAGCAGUGGACGCCUCGCGCAUCCCUCCAGCAGGCCCCGUCGCGAUCCUUCCUUCUGAUCAUCCCAACUGCAAGCGCUAUACCUCCGACAUCCUCUCCGCCUUUCCCGAUCCCCCUCUCGCACCCCUGAGCAAGGAGACUCGCGGCGUCAUCUGGCUCGACAUCUCUGCCCACGCCAAGCUGGGCGAGGUACUCGACGCCAAUCCGCAGGUAGGGUGGGUCCAGCUCGUCCAGGCUGGAAUCAACCUGUACAAGGACGUGAUCCACAAGCACAACGACAAAGUCUGGACGAGCGCAAAGGGCUCCUUUGGCCAGCCCGUGGCCGAGCAUGCGCUUAUGAUGAUCCUCGGUCUACUCCGCAAGAUUCCGCAGCGUAUCCGCUCAACCAGCUGGGCCCCCGCUGCAGGCCUGUCCUUGUACAACCGCCGGGUCACCAUUGUCGGAGCAGGCGGAAUCACCCUCGCCCUCCUCUCGCAGAUCGCACCCUUCAGCCCACAUGUCACUGUUCUGCGUCGUCGCUCCGAUCCAUUGGAGGACGAAGUCAUCCCGCCCGGACUCAAGGGGCGCGUCGAGGUGGACACAUUCAAGCGCCUUCACGAGGUAUUGCCCAAAACGGAGGUGCUGGUCAUCGCUGCCGCCCUGACGCCAGGGACCAACGGAAUGAUCGGAGCCAGAGAGCUCGAAUUGCUCCCAUCCCACGCUGUGCUGGUCAACGUGGCUCGCGGCGAACAUGUACAGACAGACGCCAUCGUCGAGGCCUUGCGCAAGGGGAAGCUCGCCGGAGCAGGGCUAGACGUUACGGCUCCCGAGCCGCUCCCCGAGGGACAUCCUCUUUGGAACCUCGAAGUGGAGAGCGACACUGCUCUCGAGCAGAUCGACGAGGAGCUUCGACCCAGCGCACAGGAGAAGACAGGCGGCAGGAGGGCAAACGUGAUCAUCACGCCCCAUACGGCCGACACGCCAGCUAUGAUUCGUCCGCUGAUCGUCAACCGCUUUGUGGUUAAUCUCAAGGCGCUGCAGGAGGGCAAGGGGAAGUUUGAGGGAGUGGUGGACAACGAGCAUGCGUACUGAGGUGGCAAAGCGGUAGAGCUGCAGCUAAGAGGGGGUUGAUGAUGAUGAUACAUUGCACUCUAUAAUGCUCAAAGACACUCAAGCCCUAUUUCCGCCCUGCUGCUCGAACGUCUCUUCCUCGGAGUCGAGCACUUCUUCAUACUCCUCCGCAUCAUCUUCGUCGUCCUCGUUCUCCUCACCAGCCGCUCCCUCCUGCUCAGCCCCUUCCGUAAUGAUCCGUCGCAUCGCCUCACGCUCA
Messenger RNA from Jaminaea rosea, 1449 nucleotides. RefSeq lists its product as hypothetical. The record is from RefSeq and is a predicted model, not a curated record. Gene Ontology annotation, cellular component: cytosol. Bases 96 to 1211 code for a protein of 371 amino acids. NCBI's taxonomy places the organism in Eukaryota, Fungi, Basidiomycota, Exobasidiomycetes, Microstromatales. The transcript has a single exon. Gene Ontology annotation, molecular function: glyoxylate reductase (NADPH) activity; NAD binding; hydroxypyruvate reductase [NAD(P)H] activity.